Pseudoliparis swirei is the source of this 858-nucleotide messenger RNA. RefSeq names its product B9 protein domain 1 (gene b9d1). Gene Ontology annotation, cellular component: MKS complex. The transcript has 7 exons. Lineage: Eukaryota; Metazoa; Chordata; Actinopteri; Perciformes; Liparidae. Bases 71 to 700 code for a protein of 209 amino acids. Gene Ontology annotation, biological process: cilium assembly. The record is from RefSeq and is a predicted model, not a curated record.
AGCAGCGCGGUUCUUCUUAAAACGUAAAGUAAUGGCGCCGUGAACCUCCGGGUUGCUGACUGAAGCCGCGAUGGCGACGAGCAACCCGUCCGUGUUUCUUCUCACGGUUAACGGACAAAUCGAGGGAGCAAACUUUCCAGAGUAUGACAACUUGUACUGCAAAUACUGUUUCGUCUACGGCCACGACUGGGCUCCCACCUCGGGGCUGGAGGAGGGCAUCACUCAAAUAACAUGCAAAGGCAGCCAGUCUCCUCACAAAUUAAUAUGGAACUUCCCACUGGAGACGACGUUUAAGAGCACAAACCCCUCCGGAUGGCCUCAGCUGGUGCUGAGUGUGUACGGUCCAGAUGUGUUUGGCAACGACGUGGUCAGAGGCUACGGAGCGACGCACAUCCCCAUCACGCCCGGACAACACAAACGAACCGUCCCCAUGUUUGUUCCCGAGCCCACCUGGAGACUGCAGAAAUUCACCAGCUGGCUGAUGGGGCGACGCCCAGAGUACACAGACCCUAAAGUCGUGGCCCAGGGUGAAGGCAGAGAAGUGACGCGGGUUCGAUCCCAAGGCUUCGUCACCGUCUCCUUCCACAUCAUCACGAAGGACACCAGGAAGCUGGGCUACGACACCGGCCCGUCGGGCGCCGCCGACACGGCGCCGGCCGCAUCCGGCUGGUCGGCAGAGGAACAGCCAAUCAACACGUAGUAACACGAGAGGAUGCUUUUACUUUGAAAGGACAGAGCGACAGUCGUGGUCCAUCGUAAAGAACAGUGACUCCUUUUUUUUAUAGCAAAUUAAAUGUAUUUUAAUGAGAUUUUUUAGAUUUACUCUAUUUUUUAAAAAUAAAUACCCUCUGAAUUGUU